Molecule: messenger RNA, 4299 nt
Organism: Pristis pectinata (smalltooth sawfish)
Lineage: Eukaryota; Metazoa; Chordata; Chondrichthyes; Rhinopristiformes; Pristidae
Gene: plcg2
Product: phospholipase C, gamma 2
Biological process (GO): phospholipid catabolic process; positive regulation of epithelial cell migration; phosphatidylinositol-mediated signaling
Molecular function (GO): phosphatidylinositol-4,5-bisphosphate phospholipase C activity; protein binding
Source: RefSeq, a predicted model, not a curated record
CAGCCAUGAAGAACGUUCUACAUUUGGCCCCGUUUGUAUGUGUAAAGUGACCCGAAAGGUGAUUCCCUCGUCACUUGUCCCUCUGCAAAACUUUCCAGAGAAUGGUGCUCAGCGUAAGUUAAUCUGUAACCUCUGCUGUGCAUUCAAGAGGCGGCAGCGGCUGGCAGACGGGCGCCGGACUGGUUUCAUUUCGGUAGCAGAGGAGUGCGGCUCAAAGACCUGAGCCGGAUAGAGAGAGCGGAACAAUGUCUUGGAAUAGAGAUGGGUUGGACUGCAUGUCGGAGCCGGAAAAAAGCCAGUUGAAAAGGACCUUGGAGUUGGGUGCCGUUAUGACUGUAUUUAGCCUGAGAAAGUCUCAGCCCGAGAGGAGAACCUUGCAGGUGAUCAUGGAAACUCAACAACUGUCCUGGAACAGGACGGCGGACAAGAUCGAGGGUGUCCUUGAUUUACAAGAGAUCAAAGAACUCCGCCUUGGGAAAAACUCGAAGGACUUUGAGCAGAUUUCAAAAGAUCAAAGAGACAAAUACAGCGAUGAUGUCUGCUUCACAGUGUUCUACGGCUCUGAGUUUGUUUUGAACCAUCUCAGUUUGGCAGCUAAUUCAAAAGAUGAAGCUUCCAAAUGGGUAAAGGGACUGGAAAUCCUCUACAAAGAAGCUCAAAAUGCACCAACACCCUUACUAAUAGAAAGCUGGCUGAGGAAGCAGUUUUAUUCUGUGGACUGCACAAGAAGAAACAGCAUCUCCCUCAAGGAGUUGAAGCUAAUGCUACCUCAAGUGAAUUUCAAAGUACCAAACGUGAAGUUCCUUAAGGACAAGAUGGGGGACAUGGGAAAUUCUAAGGAUGAUCUUAGCUUUGAACAGUUUCACCAAUUCUACAAGAACCUGAUGUUUGAAAGCCAGAAGAUAAUUCUUGAGACCUUUAAAGUAGAGGGAUCUGUAUUUAUUCUUGGAAGAACAGAUAAACCCACUGCUUCAGUUUUGUACCUUCAUGACUUCCAACGGUUUCUGCUCCAUGAACAGAAGGAAUCAUGGGCCAGUGAUGUUAAGAAGGUUCGGGAGCUGAUGACUAGAUGUAUUUAUGACACCUACAGAGAAACAAAUGAGCCCUUCUUCUACGUAGAUGAGUUUCUCUCGUAUCUGUUUUCAAAAGAAAACACAAUCUGGGAUACCAAGUAUGAUUCUAUCUGCGUCCAGGAUAUGAAUAAUCCAUUGUCACAUUACUGGAUCUCAUCUUCACAUAACACGUACCUCACAGGAGAUCAGCUUCGCAGUGAUUCAUCUACCGAGGCAUAUGCUAGAUGCCUGCGGAUGGGAUGUCGAUGUAUUGAACUGGAUUGUUGGGAUGGACCGGAUGGCAAACCCAUAAUUUAUCACGGCUGGACGCUUACAUCCAAAAUCAAGUUCGAUGAUGUUGUUGAUGCCAUCAAAUCUCAUGCGUUUGUUUCAUCAGAGUAUCCAGUCAUCCUUUCAAUUGAAGAGCAUUGUACAAUUGAGCAGCAGCGACAUAUGGCCACCAAAUUCAAGGACACAUUUGGGUCUAUGCUUAUAACCAAACCAAUUGAAGCAAAUGCAGAGCAGUUACCAUCCCCGGCACAGCUUACAAACAAAAUUAUCAUUAAGCCAUUUAUCAGAUUGACAGUCUGCGAUUACUCAUUCAGGAAAUUUCUGCCACCUGUUUCAGCACAAAAAUUAGAUUCCCAGCAAGAGACGCUUCUUCCACCAUAUACACCCAGUUUCAAGGAGCUGGAAAAGAAAUCUGGAUUUCUCUAUCUACUGGAUCUAAUCGAUUUGAAAUGGUACAAACAUUAUUGCGUAAUAGUAGAUGGCAAGCUGUAUUUUGCAGAUCCAAGUGAUGAUGAUAAUGAAUUCACAAAAACAUCAUGCCAGAAAAUUGAUAGCAUGAAUCGUCACUUUAAUGAGAAAUGGUUUCAUGGGAAAAUGGGCAAGGAUGGCAGACAGAAAGCAGAGAAGCUGCUGCAGGAGUUCUGUGCAGAAACAACAGGACGAGAUGGAACGUUUUUGGUCCGCGAGAGUGAUACGUUCCCUGGAGACUUCACCUUGUCAUUUUGGAGGAACGGAAGGGCUCAGCACUGUCGCAUUCGCUCUUUCACAGAUGAAGAGGGCACUAAAUAUUUUCUGACUGAUAAUUUAACUUUCGACAAUGUCUAUGACCUAGUGCAAUACUAUCAGAAUACACCUUUACGAUGCAGUGAAUUUGAAUUAUGUUUGACCGAAGCAGUACCGUGCCCAAAUCCUCAUGAAUCUCAGGAAUGGUACUACAAAAAUCUAAGUAGGGGAGAAGCUGAGGACAUGCUAAUGAGGAUACCCAGAGAUGGGGCCUUUUUGGUUCGAAAGCGGGAUGAGCCCAAUUCAUAUGCUAUUACCUUUAGGGCUGAGAGUAAGGUUAAGCAUUGUCGCAUUAACUAUGAAGAAGGAAAGUACAUACUGGGCACCUCAGCAGAGUUUGACAGCCUCGUGGAGCUUAUCAGUUAUCAUAGAAAACAGCCAUUAUAUAGAAAAAUGAAACUCCGUUAUCCAGUCACGGAAAAAAUGCUUGAGCGUUACAGUGUGGAAAAAGACUAUGGCAGCCUCUAUGGUAUAAAUUACGUGGACCCAAAUGAACUUGCACCUUUGAAGGGUUCAGUGAAAGCUCUGUACCAUUAUCAAAGUCAACAACAAGAUGAACUGAGUUUUCCUAGAGGCGCCAUCAUCCUCAAUGUCAAAAAAAACGAUCAAGGAUGGUGGAAGGGGGACUAUGGAGAACAAAUACAAAAAUACUUCCCAGCCAACUAUGUGGAAGAAAUAGCGGGUGAAAUUCAAGAAGACAAUAACAGCCAGAUAACAGAAGAUAAUCCCCUGGGAGUAUUUUGCAGAGGAAUUGUAGAACUUGCUAACUGUUCUGUUGUUAAGCAGACAAAUGGGUUGCAUGAGAUGGCUUUCGUGUUCACUAUUCAACCUAAAGUACCUGUGGAUGCAUCGUCCCUGGAUAUUGCUACAGAAUCGCUGGAAGAUUUGUUUUCAUGGUACCAUGAAGUGGUACAAUGUUCUCAGAAGAUAUACGUACAGGAGGAGAAUCGAAAUGAAAUGGAGAGGAAGCAACAGAUUGCCAAAGAAUUGUCUGAUUUAGUUGUGUACUGCAGGCCAGCAAAGUGCAAAGAUUUUUUUCCAACUGCGAAAGACAGCAUUGAUUACAAAGAAAUAAGAUCAUUUGCAGAAAACAAGGCAGAAGCUAUCCUCAAACAAAAAUCCAAAGAGUUUCGGGAAUACAACCGUAAACAACUUUCCAGAAUCUACCCCAAAGGCCAACGUAUUGAAUCUUCCAAUUACGACCCAAUUUUGCUAUGGCAACAUGGAUCCCAAAUGGCAGCUCUAAAUUUCCAAACGCCAGAUAGGUCAAUGCAGCUGAAUCAAGCUUUGUUUAGUAUGAAUGGAAAAACUGGAUAUCUGCUACAGCCUGAAUCUCUGAGGAGUGACAAUCCAAAUAAACACCGACCAUAUUCCAUUAAAAUAAAACUUCUUGGUGCCCGUCAUUUACCCAAACCUGGUAGGAGUAUAGUUUGUCCUUUUGUAGAAGUGGAACUGUGUGGGCCUGAGAAUGAAAAUGAAAACAAGAAGUUCAAGACAGUGGUGAUAAAUGAUAAUGGCCUGAAUCCAGUUUGGUUAGGAGGAACUGAAGAGCUAGAUAAGGAAUUUAUCAUCCAAGAUCCCUCUUUAGCUUUUCUCCGAUUUGUUGUGUACGAAGAGGACAUGUUCAGCGACCCAAACUUUUUAGCUCAUGCCACUUUCCCCAUCAAAGGAAUCAAAUCUGGUUACAGAUCUGUUCCUCUUAAAAAUGGUUACAAUGAAGAUAUUGAAUUAGCAGCUCUUCUAAUCCAGUGUGAAGUGAACCAUUUAGGGGUAGGUGAAGAAGAACUUUAUUCCUCGCGUCAGCAGUUACGGCAGCGGCCUGUUGAAGGGUUAUAUGAUACUGCCCCAGUUAGGCAACGGACAUUAGAAGGAUUAUAUAGUACCAGUGCACCCCGUCAGAGGCAAACAUGUGAUCCAAUGUUAUACGAUUCCAACACAUUGCCAGUUGGCAGGAGCGGAGGUCAGAGGGAACAACUGCCAGAAGUUCCAAAGAGGAGGUCAGGAACAGUCUCAUCCCCAUUAAUCCCAGUGAGGCAUCCUUCCACCAUUUGGAAAGGUGCCAACUGCUGUCUGCCCAGGGUGUCUACCUACUUCAUCUGGUAGCUCCUUUUAUUUUGUGAGAAUCCCAACUAUUCAAACUGCUGCCUGAAUUCACUGGUCAGUUCUGCAGGCA